AUGUGGCAAAUUGUAAGAUCAUAUUCUUUCAAGCCACUCACAUUGUCAUUACUCAAAAAGCUUGAGCCGUAUUAUAAGCAGCAGCAAUUAUUAAAUGACCAAAUUAUGCAUAUAUUGACUGAAGGAAAAGAAGCAAGCCAAAUUCCUAGGCUGCAAAUUGAAGCUGCAUCACUUAAUGAUCAAGUUAAUUUUUAUACUAACUCCCACUAUGUGAGAUAUAAAAUUAUUGGAAAAUUACUUAUUUUUGUAAAAAAAAGUGAGGGAGCAAAAGUACUUUUACUCCCCCCCCCCUCCGUGAGUGAGUGAACAAAAAAAAUUUUGUUCACUCACGGAGGGGGGUUAAUUUGUUUUUUUAAAAAAAUUUAUAUAUAAAUUUUAUAAAAAAUAUUUUAUUUCGAAAUUUAAAAAAAAUCCUAAUUCGCAAAAAUUGGAAAGCAAAUGUUAAUUUAAUUUAUAAAAUUUAUGUUUUAAAAAGCAAUUCGUUUAAAAUUAAACAGAAUUAAUUUUAGAUUUCAUUAUACUAAUUAUCAUUUAUAUAUCAAUUCUUUUUUCCAUAAAAAAUUUUUGUAUUAAAAAAAUUUUUGUUCACUCACGGAGGGCGGGUUUUUGGGCAAAAAUAGCGAUUUUUCUAAUGGUUUUGUUCACUCACGGAGGGGGGGGGAGUUAGUAUUAAAAUUGUUUAAUCAUAAAUUAUUUUAAUAUAUAAGUGAUAAUUAUUAUAAUCAAAUAUCAAGCUAAUUCUGCUAAAUGAUUUGGAUUCUAAACAUAAUGUUUACAAAUUACUUUCAAUUUUUGCGAAUGGAAUUGUUAAAAAAAUAAAUUUAUUAAAAAUAAAAUUUAACCAUCUAUGAUCAGCAAAAUUUUUUCUUUUAUCGAGAGGGAGAGUAAGCUAAAAGAUUUGACAACAAGUAUAGGGUAUGAUUAUGAUUAAGAUUAAUUAUAACGGGCCACUGGGGUUUAUUUCAGCCCUACCCCUUCACGAGUUAGCUUCACGUUCAAGUGGCACUAGACACUGACUCCAACUAACGCCCAGAUUAAAGAUUGCCUCCCAAGAAGUACAGAAGGACGUUGCGCCUUGGUCUAUCAUCUGUGGGUUGAGGUAAAAAGGUUUAGCACUAAAAUACCUAUCCCAGAUAACUAUCACCAAUAAAGUCUCACCUUUAUCAGGCCUGAUCAACUCGCAGAGCACCGAGGGCCUAGCUCCGCUCACCAUUUUAAUAAUAUAAGUAUAGAAGAUCUGGAAAUCCUCGCAAAAGACGAGACUAUGAAAGAAGACGCUCAAAAUGAAAUAAAUGAAAAAGUAUCUGAGCUAGAAGAUUUAGAAGCUGUGGCAAUUGAGAUCUUGAUUCCAAAAGACCCAGAUGACACUUCUAACACACUUAUCGAAUUAAGGCCUGGUGUCGGUGGAUCAGAAAGCUGCUUAUUUUGCGAUGAUUUACUAAAUAUGUAUAUCUGCUAUGCAGAACAUCAUGGAUGGGACGCCCACACGAUAUCAAUCUCAAGAGACGCGUCAACAGUAAGAGGCGUUAAAGAAGCAACAAUAAAAAUUGAAGGACAUAACUCAUAUGGUAGACUAAAAUACGAAUCAGGUGUACACAAAGUAAUCCGCAUCCCCGAGACAGAAGCUUCGGGACGCCUCCACUCCUCAACCGCAUCUGUUGUGGUCUUACCAGAAGAAGCUCCUGUAGAUUUCAAAAUUGAUGAAAAAGACGUCAAGAUUGAAACAAUGCGAUCACGAGGUGCAGGAGGCCAACAUGUAAAUAAAACUGAGUCAGCUAUUAGACUAACACACAUCCCAACAGGAAUCACGGCACAGUGUCAAGAUGAGCGAUAUCAACACAUUAAUAAAGAAAAAGCUUGGAAGGUACUGAGAUCAAGAGUUUAUGCUUUGGAGAAGCAGGAAAGAGAGCAAGAAGUGCAAGCAUCUAGGAAGUCGCAAAAAGGAACAGGUGAUCGAAGUGAGAAAAUAAGGACUUAUAAUUGGCCUCAGGACCGAAUUACUGACCACAGGUUUGGCUUGACGAUGCAUGGGAUUGAUAGCAUGCUAAAUGGAGCUCUGUUGGAUACUUUUAUUGAUAAAGCAAUAGAAGUAAGAAAAAAUAGUUUGAUUCAAGAGUUAAUAAAAAUUGAUUAG
This is a messenger RNA of Blepharisma stoltei, 2134 nucleotides long. The record is from the annotation of a GenBank genome assembly. Lineage: Eukaryota; Ciliophora; Heterotrichea; Heterotrichida; Blepharismidae.